UUACCAGGCAGACAGCAUUUCCAACAUGGCAGCACCAAGCAACGCAGAGCAAACGCAGUUGCAAGAUAUGGAGGAGGAACACGCAGGGAUGGAGGAGAGGGCGAUGGAAUCGGACGAAGAGGAGGAGGAGGGCAUGGGAGUAGAAAAUUCAGAAGACGAAGUGGACGAUUCGUCGGAAGAUGAGAAAGAAAAUGAAGCCGAAAUCCAGCGGUUGGAGGAGCAGCUGUCAAUCAAUGCUUUCGACUACAACUGCCAUGUGGAUCUCAUCAAACUACUGAAGCAGGAGGGAGAGCUUUUCCGUCUGCGAAAGGCAAGGCAGAAGAUGAGUGAACUGUUCCCACUCACUGAAGAGAUCUGGCUAGACUGGCUCAAGGAUGAGAUCCGUCUGAAUGAGGAGGAGCCAAACCGGGAGAAAGUAUAUGAACUUUUUGAGAGAGCUGUAAAGGACUAUAUCUGUCCAGAUAUCUGGCUUGAAUAUGCUCAGUAUUCAAUUGGUGGCAUGGGCUCACCCGGUGGCAUAGACAAGGUGAGAUCCAUCUUUGAGAGAGCUGUGACAGCUGUGGGGCUUCACAUGAUUAAGGGACAGACGGUGUGGGAGGCGUACAGAGAGUUUGAGAACGCCAUUCUGUCCACAGUACAGCCUCCCCCUGGCAGGAUUCCCAGCCGCGAGGAGCAGGAGCUGCUCAACGCUCAGCUUGAGCGAAUCCAUACACUGUUUCGCCGGCAGCUGGCCAUCCCCUUAAUGGACAUGGAAGCCACCUAUGCAGAGUAUGAGGAGUGGUCUGAACAUGGGGUGCCUGAGACGGUCAUAUAUCAGUACAAAAAGGCUUUGGAGCAGAUGGAGAAGUGCAGAUCUUUUGAAGAGUCACUGCUGGUAGCAGAACCUCCUAAACUGGCCGAGUAUCAGGCCUACAUCGACUUUGAACUAAAGGAGGGCGACCCAGCAAGGAUCCAGAUAACCUUCGAGCGAACUCUGGCAGAGAACUGCCUGGUACCAGACAUGUGGGCAAAAUGCACCACCUAUCUUGAUCGUCAGCUGAAGAUCAAAGACUUGGUUCUUUCCACUCAUGAACGUGCCGUCAGGAACUGCCCCUGGGCCAUGGGUCUGUGGAAGAGCUACCUGCAAGCUCUGGAGAGGCAUGGAGCUGACCAUCAGACUGUCUCAGAUGUUUUUGAAAAGGCGCUGAAUGCAGGUUUCAUUCAAGCGACAGAUUAUGUGGAGAUUUGGCAGGCGUACCUUGACUACCUGAGGAGACGUGUGGAUUUCAGCAAAGAAUCAAGUAAAGAGUUAGAGGAAUUACGAGGAGCUUUCUCUCGGUCUCUAGACUACAUGAAACAAGAUGUUGAAGAAAGGUUUGGUGAAAGUGGAGAUCCGUCUUGUAUGAUAAUGCAGAUCUGGGCAAGGAUAGAGGCCCUCCACUGCAAGAACAUACAAAAAGCCAGAGAACUGUGGGACAGUAUCAUGACAAAAGGGAAUGCCAAAUAUGCCAACAUGUGGCUGGAGUACUAUAACCUUGAAAGGUCUUAUGGAGACCCUGUUCACUGUCGGAAAGCUCUCCACAGAGCAGUUCAGUGCACCUCAGACUACCCUGAACAUGUGAGUGAAGUCCUGCUCACCUUCGAGAGGGUGGAAGGUUCUCUGGAGGACUGGGAUGUGGCAGUGCAGAAGACAGAGACCCGGCUGAACAGGAUUAAUGAGCAACGGGCAAAGGUGGCUGAGAAAGAAGCCAACAUGGCUCGCCAAGAGGAGGAGAGAGCUGAUCAGCGGCGGAAGGCAAAGACAGACAAGAAGGCUCCGAAGAAGGGUUUCCAGAAGGGAACUCGAGCUGGGGAGAAGAGGAAAGCAGACCACAAUGAUUAUCGGGAUGAGUGGACUGAGGACGCAGAACAAGCUCCUAAAAGGCACAGAGGAAACGGGAACCAAACCACAGAGGAGUACAUGGAGACCGAGACAGGACUCUUUGGGAGGAACGCUCCCCCUGGCUAUAAGGCUGCUCCACCUGGCACUAAAAAAGCCCAGCACGGAGUUGUGGCUGCUGCCCAGAGGCAGAACGAUGACAAGCCAGAGCUACGCAACGAUAACAGCAGCGUUUUCAUCAGCAACCUGGCAUACACCCUGGAGGAGCCAGAGGCAAAGCUCAGGACGCUGUUUGAGAUCUGUGGUCCCAUCAAACAGGUUCGCCCUGUCUUCAGCAACAAAGGGAACUUCAAAGGCUACGGCUAUGUACAGUUUGAAUCCCCAGUGUCUGUCCCUGAAGCCCUGAAGCUGGACAGACGGGAGGUGGAGGGCAGGCCCAUGUUUGUGUCACCCUGUGUAGACAAAAACAAAAAUCCUGACUUUAAGGUGUUUAAAUACAACACAUCCAUGGAGAAGCAAAAAAUCUUCAUCUCUGGGCUGCCGUUCUCCUGCACUAAAGAGCAACUGGAGGAAAUGUGCAAAAGCCAUGGCACCAUCAAAGAUGUUCGUCUGGUCACGUAUCGCUCAGGAAAACCUAAGGGUCUGGCAUAUGUUGAGUUUGCAGAUGAAGCCCAGGCUUCUCAGGCAGUUCUGAAAAUGGACGGCACGGAUAUAGAGGGCAACAAAAUCUCUGUUUCUAUAAGUAACCCUCCUCGCAGAAACAUGAUGGAUAAACCUGGUUCCAACAGGCCCACGACAGACAUGAUGCCUCGCCAGGCCUAUGGAUCGAGAGGGAGAGGACGCACCCAGCUCUCAUUACUCCCUCGUUCCCUGCACCGACAAAGUGGGUCUGCAAGUAAAGUCGAGAACGGGACUGCACCUGAGCAGGUGCCAGCAACAGCCAGUGGAGCAGUGAAUGCUGCUGGAGAGACUAAACCUUUGACAAAUUCAGACUUUGCCAGGAUGCUUCUCAGUAAGUGAGAAGAUGAGCAAACGAAGUACGACCGCCUUCACACUGAAAGCCAUCUUGUGUCCUUACAGAUUAUAGUGUUGGUUAUUUUUCUGUAAUUGGUUACCUGGCUUCCCUUUAAUCUCAGUCUUGUUCUCAUCAUCCGGUCUUUGAGAAUGCCUUAAUCGCCGUGCUCCUGCCCUCCAUGACAAACCUUUUCAACCAAGACUUUUCACCAGUGUGACAGAUUGUUUUCGUUUUGGUCUGUUUGAAGGUGGCUGUCAAGCUAUUUUAUAAAAAAGUGUAUCAUAUUUGUGUGUAAAUAUACUGUCUCUAAAAUUGUACGCCUCAUGUUGCAAAGUAUCUUCUUUUGUCAUGUAAUGUGAAAGGGAUCUGAGAUAAAGAUAUGGGAGAGUAUUUUUUUAAAUAUUCAAAACAGCCAAACUUGUGAAAGUUGUUUUAAAAAGGUUAUAUGCAAAAGUUCAGAUGUGGUGUAAUAUAGUUGGUGUGUGUGUACAUAAGUUGGAUGUGUUACAGUGAUAAAGACAUAUUCUCCAGAUGUUUUUAGGAAACCUAGGAUUUUUGUUGUGUAACUUAUUUUGACUGCUGAGGACACCGCUAACAAGGCUAGCAGUGCUUUAUUCUGACUGUAUAGAACUGUAUAUUGGCUUUAUCUUGGUAUGAGGGCAUGUUAUUACAGUAUGAAAACUGCCCUAAUAUCAUGUCACACUUCUGACGCUUGAUAUCAGUUAUAGUAUUUACAGAACUGCUCUAAGUAUAUGGUCAUGAUUUCUCUAUUUUCAUCACUUUCAUCACUGUUAAUGUGACUUGUCUGUUCAAGGUUAAAACCUCCAUCAUCAAAUCACAGAUGUUGUUUUAGAUAGGAGUCUGACUUGAUGUGCUGUGGACCGAAAGAGAGAUUCAUAUUCCCUUCAUCUUGUAAAAUUCAAAGAGUGCACAUGUAAGCAGGGUGUUGAUACUGAAGAAAUGUGUCUAAUUGGCAGCUUGGGUGGCUGGACAUCGCUGACUAAUGCGUCUGUUCUUUAGUUUGGUUUAUAAAAAAGUGUUUCUAACAGUUUAGAGCUGCAGCAAUUAGUCAGUUGACAGAAAAUUGUUUGUCACGUUUUCAAACUAUUUGCUAUUUCCAGCGUCUCAGACGUUAGAAUUGUUUGCUUUUUCUUACAUUAUAAGAGAAGACAUGAAUUAGUUUAAGGUGUUAAAAAGAGUUAGAAGAUAAUAAAUGCUACAAAGUACAUGUGUGUACACUGUUAGUCCUGAGAAAGUUACAAAGUGAAACCUAAGUAGUUUUAUAAAUGUGGUUUGGACCUGGUUUUCUUUCUGUGUUGAGUAGAGUUGAAUUCACCCUCUGAAUGAACACAGUUAGCUGACAGCUCUUCAGUAUUCUGGGUAAAGAGGCUGUUUCUGUCAUCGACACAUUAUUUAGGUCUGCAGCUCUAUCGACACACGAGAAGAGAAUCUAUGCAGUUUUUCCAUUUCUGUUUUCCCAUGUUAGGAGUUGACCAUUUGUCCACUUGUCUUGUUUGGAUAUUAACAAUUCUGUACAUAAUGUUCAGUAUACUAUUUCAAAAAGGUCACCAUAGUUUGUAAUAAAUAUAAAUCUAAGUUUUCAGAACAGAUGGAAUACAAGCUAUAUGUAUUACUCUCACCACAGUGGCCUAAUCUUAAAAAAAAAAAUCUAAAUAUGGUCUCUAGAAAUCACCUGUUUUAUGUUCAGUACUAAAAGGUGGUAUGUGUGCAUUGCUGUUUUGUAUAAUUUCUAUAGUCAAUGUUUUGAAUUUGGUAUAGAGAAAUAAUAAAUGGCUACUUUUAGUUUUAUUUGUUCAAUCACUAUUUAUUUUCCAGCUUGUCAUUAUAUAGCCUUGUGUUUUUGGAUCCCGUAAAAAAGAAAAUUCAUGUCAUGUAUUUUUUUUCUGGACUAAAACUUGUUCUAAUAAAAUCAUGUAAAUCAUCUUUGA
Molecule: messenger RNA, 4822 nt
Organism: Siniperca chuatsi (mandarin fish)
Lineage: Eukaryota; Metazoa; Chordata; Actinopteri; Centrarchiformes; Sinipercidae
Gene: sart3
Product: spliceosome associated factor 3, U4/U6 recycling protein
Exons: 19
Coding region: 26-2878 (950 amino acids)
Biological process (GO): RNA processing
Molecular function (GO): protein binding; RNA binding
Source: RefSeq, a predicted model, not a curated record